Molecule: messenger RNA, 1448 nt
Organism: Merops nubicus (carmine bee-eater)
Lineage: Eukaryota; Metazoa; Chordata; Aves; Coraciiformes; Meropidae
Product: sodium-dependent phosphate transport protein 2A-like
Biological process (GO): sodium-dependent phosphate transport; intracellular phosphate ion homeostasis
Cellular component (GO): apical plasma membrane; brush border; vesicle
Molecular function (GO): sodium:phosphate symporter activity
Source: RefSeq, a predicted model, not a curated record
CUGCCACCAACCUGAACCGCCGCACAUAUGACCUGGAAGGGCUGGUGGAGCGGCUAAACCGUGCCCAGAGCUGCCGGGCCAAUGACCAACGUGGGCUGCUCUCCAAGGAGGACCUGAUCCUGCCUGACUUCCUCCAGCUCCCCGGGCAGGACAAGAGUGCCUGGUACCCUUGGGCCACGCCAGGGUUCAACGUGGGGCCCAGCCGGCCCCUGCCCGGCCCUGCCGACACUGCCCGGACCGCAGAUUUGUCCACGUCCCGUCCUAAACUGUCGUGUGCUGUCGCUCCAGCUCUGCACCGGCUGCCAGCUGCCCACACGUGCCCCUUCACCGUCGGCGCGGUGCCCUGUCCUGACCAUGGCUACCCCUGCCCUGGCUCGCCGGGGCGCCUGGGCGAGGGCAGGGAGCGGUACGAGCUGGACGUGCUGCCCUGGCAGGGCCCCCGGCUGGGCUUGGACGAGGUGCAGAAGCCAGAGCUGGCGUGCUGGGCCGCGGUCCAGUCCAUCUGUGUCUCCCUUCUCAAGGUGCCCCUGAUGUUUGGGUUCCUGUACCUCUUCGUGUGCUCCUUGGACGUGCUCAGUUCUGCCUUCCAGCUGGCCGGAGGCAAGGUGGCCGGGGACAUCUUCAAGGACAACGCCAUCCUCUCCAACCCAGUCGCUGGGCUGGUGGUGGGCAUCCUGGUGACCGUGCUGGUGCAGAGCUCCUCCACCUCCACCUCCAUCAUCGUCAGCAUGGUCUCCUCGGGGCUGCUGGAGGUGCGCUCUGCUAUCCCCAUCAUCAUGGGCUCCAACAUCGGCACCUCCGUCACCAACACCAUUGUGGCCCUCAUGCAGGCCGGCAACCGCAAUGAGUUCAAACGGGCCUUCGCUGGCGCCACAGUGCACGACUGCUUCAAUUGGCUGUCGGUGCUGGUCCUGCUGCCGCUGGAGGUAGUGAGCGGGUACCUGCAUCGUGUUGCCCACCUGGUUGUGGCCACCUUCAACAUCCGCAGCGGGAAGGAUGCUCCUGACCUGCUGAAGAUCAUCACAGAGCCCUUCACUAAGCUCGUCAUCCAGCUGGACAAGUCAGUGAUCACAGGCAUCGCAAUGGGAGACGAGAGCCUGCGUAACCGGAGCCUCAUCCGUGUCUGGUGUGGCCCUGCACCCCCACAGAUGACCACUGUGGGGCUUGGGCCCCUCUCAAACUGCACGGCCCCUGGCCACUGAGCACUAAGGGCAUGGACAGCCUCCACAACAUCACCAGGCAGAAGUGGGCAGGUGGCCAAAGCCAUCCAGAAGGUCAUCAACACUGACCUCCCGCACCCGCUCAGCUGGCUCACCGGGUACUUCGCCAUGGUGGUGGGUGCUGGGAUGACCUUUGUGGUGCAGAGCAGCUCUGUCUUCACCUCAGCCAUCACACCGCUGAUAGGCCUGGGAGUGAUCAGCAUCGAGCGCGCUUACCCGCUGACCCUG